UUGCGAAUGUUGCGAUGGUCAUGCAUCUAGCUAAUAGGUUUUACAUGAAACCGGUGAUAAAUCGCUGUGAGGAAAUAAUUGCCCACAAAGUAGACACUUUAGAUAUGAACCGACUUUUUGAAGUAACGCGAAUGCCGGGUGACGUAGUUGCUGAUGUUUAUGCAGCAAAAAUGAAGAGGUGCAAGACUAAACGGAAGAAAUGCUGCUUUCUAUGAAA
Enterobius vermicularis (human pinworm) is the source of this 217-nucleotide messenger RNA. NCBI's taxonomy places the organism in Eukaryota, Metazoa, Nematoda, Chromadorea, Rhabditida, Oxyuridae. The record is from the annotation of a GenBank genome assembly.